AUUUUUAUAUAUGGGAUGAAGAAAGGGUUGAGAUUCUUCAAAAAAAUUUUCCCCUCACAUAGAUACACAGUUGUUAACAGCAGCAUUUGUUGAGAAAAGGUCAUCCUUUCUCCACAGAGUUAUCUUUCUGCUUUUGUCAGAAAGCAACUAACCAUAAGUAAGUGGGUCUUUAUGAAAUCUGUUUUAUGUAGUGAACUAUAGGUCUGUCCUUAUAUCAGUAUCUUAAUGUCUUGAUUAUUGUAGCUUUUCUAGUAAUGGAAAUUCUCUAACACUGCUUCUUUUUCAAAAUUGUUUUUUUUUUGGAUUCCUUUAAUUUCAUAUGAAUUUUAAGAUUAACUUGGUCCCUCUGUAAAAAUGGCUACUGGGAUUGUGAUUACAUUGAACCCACAGAUCAUUUUAGAGAGAACUGACCUCUUAAUGCCGAGUCUUUAAAAAAAAAUUUUUUUAACGUUUAUUUAUUUUUGAGACAGAGACAGAGCAUGAACAGGGGAAGGUCAGAGAGAGAGGGAGACACAGAAUCUGAAACAGGCUCCAGGCUCUGAGCUGUCAGCACAGAGCCCGACGCGGGGCUCGAACUCAUGGACUGCGAGAUCAUGACCUGAGCCAAAGUCGGAUGCUUAACCGACUGAGCCACCCAGGCACCUGUUAAUGCCAAGUCUUUUGAUCCACAAACACAGUAUAACCUCUCUUUUCAUUUAGGCCUUCAUUUCUCUCAACAUUGCUUUUAUAGUUUUUUAAAUAUACUUUUAGUGGUGGAUUUUAUCCUGUUUAUUCAGCAAGUACUUAUUGAGCAUCUAGGUAUGCUAGGUACUGUUCUAGUUCCUGUGUUAUACCAGUGAACAAAGUAGGCAAAAAACCCUGCCCUUGGGGAGUUUAUAUUCCAACUGGAGGAAGCUAGAUGAGAAACUAGUAAAUAUGUUAGAUGGUCAUUAUUACUUUUGGAGUAAAACAAAUCGGGCUAUAAGGGGUUGUAGUAUAUGAAUAUGAGGGAGGUAGGGCAGGGUUUACAGUUUUAAAUUGUGUGGACAAAGAAGUCUUCAUUGAUAAGUCAGUAUUUGAGCAGACCUUAGUCUGCUACAUAUAUGAAUAAUGAAACAAACGAUUUCAGAAGGAAAAGGGAGAAGAAUGUGGGAGCUUGAGUAAGUGUGCUAAGUAAGCUAAUUGCUUCUUGUGUGAUAGCUGGGAGUCAGUAGCAUAUAAAAUCAGUAAGUGUAGUAAUAGAAGUAUACCUAACUGCAGAAAGGUAAACAGUUAAGAAAGAUAAUGUGUUUUGUUGAAAUCUAGUGAUGAUAAAGGGAGGAGGAAAAAUAAACACAUUGUAUUAUAGCUUGUAGUAGAGAACUUACAGGUAAAAUGUGAAGAAAUAGAGGACUUGGGUACCUUGGUGGCUCAGUCAGUUAAGCAUCUGACUCUUGAUUUUGGCUCAGGUCAUGAUCUAAUGGUUCGUGACUUCAAGCCCCACAUCAGGCUCCACAUUGGCAGUGCCAAGCCUGCUUGGGAUUCUUUCCCUCUCUCUCUCUGCCCCCCCCCCCCCCCCAAGAAAGGAAAUAGAGGACUAAGUUCAUUAUAUGUGGAUAUGAUGGUAAAGAUGUCUAUAGUACAAUAAUAAAAACCUUGGUAAAAGUAACAGAACUAUCUGUAAGAUAUAAAGAGAGGAUGGAAUUAAGCAACAAAAAGAUGAGUAUUCUGUAAAGUUCAUUUUAUAAUGAAGUACCAAAUAUCUGUUAAAAAUAAUUUAAAAAAUAAUAUUCAAAAGGCAAAAAACAUACUAGACAUUUAUUCACAAAAUCCAUACUGGCAGAAGACAUUAAUGGGUUUUAGACCAUAGUGUAUCAAGUGAACAAAAUCUUAAGGCUGUAGAACAUCUAAAUACUCCAAUUAAUAAACAAAAUUUGAUGGAUAACUGAAUUCUACCUUGGAAAUAGAGACCAUAACUUCUUUUCAAGCACCUAUAGGAUAUGUACAAAAAUUGAUUGUUACUAGAUUGUAAAGAAAACUUUAGGGGCCCCUGGGUGACUCCAUUGGUUAAGUGUCUAACUCUUGAUUUCUACACAGGUCAUGAUCUCAUGGUUUGUGAAUUCAAGCCCUGUGUCAAGCUCUGUGCUGACAGUGCAGAACCUGCUUAGGAUUCUCUCUUUCCCUCUCAGUCUGCCCUUCCCCUGUGUGCAUGUGCCCGCUCUCUCUCAAAGUAAAUACAUACAAACUUUAAAAAAUGACUAGCAUGUUAAAAAAAAAACACACACUCUGAAAGAUAGGAAUGAUGAGCUCUCCCCAUCUUGUAUGGUAGCUACUAGCUACAUCUGGCUAUUUAAGUAGAAGUCGUUAAAAUUUUUUUAAGUUUAUUUAUUUAGAGAGCGUGUGUACAAGUGGGGGAAGGGGAAGAGAGAGAGAGAAUCCCCAGCAGGGUCCACACGAUCAGCGCCGUGAGGGCUGGAACCUGUGAACUGUGAGAUCAUGACCUGAGCCUGAAGUCAAGAGUCGGAUGCUUAAGCAAAUUUAAAUUCAGUUCUUAGUUUCACAUGCCACAUAGAAAUGCCCAAUAGGAUUGAUUGCCUUUGGAAUGAGGAGAAAAAAAUGCAGAUUGAAGAUAAUAUAAGUGAACUAAAUCCUCUUUCAUAACGAGGAGUCAAUAGGUAAUUUGAUGCUACUCAAGAAAUAAAGACAGGAACAUGUUAUGUAUAAUUAUGAAGAUAAAUAUAAAAGUAAGUGAAAUAUAAAAAAUAGAUGAAAGUGAUAGUUUCUAGGGAGUAGGACUGCAGGUAGGGACAGUUGGGCAUGCUGCCUUUCCAUUAUGCUGCCUUUUUGUACUAUUUUUUAAAAAUCAUGUAUAUGUAUACCUUUUAGGGGUGCCUGGGUGGCUCAGUCAGUUAAGCAUCUGACUGCAGCUCAGGUCAUGAUCUCACGGUUUGUGAGUUCAAGCCCCUCAUCUGGCUCUCUGCUGUCAGCAUAGAGCCUGCUUCAGAUCCUCCAUCCCCCUCUUUCUCUGUCCCUCCCCUGCUCACGUGCAUUCUCUCCCUGUCUCAAAAAUAAGUAAAAGUUAAAAAAAAAAAGUUAAAUACCUUUCAAACAACAAAAGCACUACUUAAAUGGGCCAGGAAAUAAAAAUCAAAAUAUGUACUCAUAGCCUCUAAAGAUUUAGAUUUAUGAUCUAUUUCAAAGACUUUUUCUCUUUUGGAGUUUCUAGGGAAUAUUUUAAACAAUAGUAAGGAGUGACAUUCGUACAAAGUUUUUACUAAAAUAAUUAAGGUACUGCUUAUUAUUCAAGAUACCACUUUGUACUGCAUGAUUUAUUCACAACUAUAAUUUUUCAAAAUAUAUUAUUACAUCUUUUUAUGAAGUCACCAUGAGAGAGGAAAUACAGGAAAGGGUUAGGGUAAAGAUAAAAGAAGUUUUGCCCUAUAAUCUGAGAAUAUUACUUGAAAGCAUAUAGGCAGACUAGUAUACAGUGUCAUUUGUUGAAUGAGUAUUGUAGUAGAUUCCCAGUUUCCCAGGUAGACUGGCUAAGCCAGUUUUUACAGCCUGACCCUCUGCAGUUGUCAGUAUAUUGUAGUUUGACAAUUCAAGUAAGCUUUACACGUGAAGAAAAAAAAAUUAAACAUAUAGGGAUUAAAUAUAAACCCUUAGAGGAGUAGCAUUACACAGCAAAUUAUCAAAAAGAAAUUCAAAGAAAUAGAAACCAUUCAAAUACAUCCUACAGUUGAAGAACACAAUGAUUGAACUGAAGAUUUUAGUAGAUUCAAUAGCAGACUCAACCAAGCAGAAGAAAGAAUUAGAAGACAGGUCAUUUGAUAUGUAAUCAGCAGAGUAAAAGUAAAGGAGAAUGAUGGGGCACCUGGGUGGCUCUCUCUGCUCCUCCCCUGCUCGUGCUCUGUCUCUCUUUCAAGAAUAAAUAAACAUUAAAAAAAAAAAGUAAAGGAGAAUGAAAAAGAGUGAAGAAAGCCUAUGGAAUGACAAGGUACUAUUGAACUAUGAAUUAUUGAAGUCCCAGAGUAAGAGAGGGAGAAAGGAGAAGUCUAAUUUUUAAAGAAAUAAUGGCUAAGAACUUCCCAAAUCUAGGGAGAGAUUUGGCCAUCUAAGUUCAUGAAACUAAUAAUAGAUCACCCCAAAAUUUCAAACCAAAAUCAUAUUCUCCAAGACAUUAUAAUAAAACUGUCUAAAGUCAAACAUGAAAGUUUAGAAGCAUCAAGAGAAAAAAAAAAAUUCCCAUAUAAGGGAACCCCCAUAAGGCUAUCAUCAGAUUUCUCAGCAGAAACUUUGCAGGUCAGGAGAACAUGUAAAGAUAUAUCCAAAGUGCUGAAAGGAAAAAACUGCCAAUCAAGAAAACUUUACCCCACAAAAUUGUUUUUCAGGGUUGAAAGAGAGGUAAAGACUUUCCCAAACAGACAAAAGUUGAGAGAGUUUAUCACCACUAGACCUGACUUACAAGAAAUGCUGAGAGGAAUUCUUCAAGCUGAAAUGAAAAGAUGCUACUUAGUAACGUAAAAUUAUAUGAAAUUAUAGAACAUACUGGUAAAGAAUUCUGAGACUGAUGGUCAGCCAUAUAGAAGAAUACAUUGAACCUAUAGUUUUCUGAAGAAGCAAUUUAAAAGAUCCAAAAAACACAAAAGGAGAAGUACAAAUGUCUACCACAAGACGAAAACGUAAUAUGUUAUGUUGUUUACCGUAAGCUGUAGUAAAAUGAGCUCGAUUGUCGACAGAGAAGAUGGUAGUAUAUUUGAUGGGUUGGUGGAAGAAGAUGACAAGGACAAAGCAAAAAGAGUAUCUAGAAACAAAUCUGAAAAGAAACGUAGAGAUCAAUUUAAUGUUCUCAUUAAAGAACUGGGAUCCAUGCUUCCUGGUAAUGCUAGGAAGAUGGACAAAUCUACUGUUCUGCAGAAGAGCAUUGAUUUUUUACGAAAACAUAAAGAAAUCACUGCACAGUCAGAUGCCAGUGAAAUUCGACAGGACUGGAAACCUACAUUCCUUAGUAAUGAAGAAUUUACACAAUUAAUGUUAGAGGCUCUUGAUGGUUUUUUUUUAGCAAUCAUGACAGAUGGAAGCAUAAUAUAUGUGUCUGAGAGUAUAACUUCAUUACUUGAACAUUUACCAUCUGAUCUUGUGGAUCAAAGUAUAUUUAAUUUUAUCCCAGAAGGGGAACAUUCAGAGGUUUAUAAAAUACUCUCUACUCAUCUGCUGGAAAGUGAUUCAUUAACCCCUGAAUAUUUAAAAUCAAAAAAUCAGUUAGAAUUCUGUUGUCAUAUGCUUCGAGGAACAAUAGACCCAAAGGAGCCAUCUACCUAUGAAUAUGUGAAAUUUAUAGGAAAUUUCAAAUCUUUAAACAGUGUAUCGACUUCAGCACACAAUGGUUUUGAAGGAACUAUACAACGCACACACAGGCCUUCUUAUGAUGAUAGAGUUUGUUUUGUAGCCACUGUCAGAUUAGCUACACCUCAGUUCAUCAAGGAAAUGUGCACUGUUGAAGAACCUAAUGAAGAGUUUACAUCCAGACAUAGUUUAGAAUGGAAGUUCCUAUUUCUAGAUCACAGGGCACCACCUAUAAUAGGAUAUUUGCCAUUUGAAGUUCUGGGAACAUCAGGCUAUGAUUACUAUCAUGUGGAUGACCUAGAAAACUUGGCAAAAUGCCAUGAGCACUUAAUGCAGUACGGGAAAGGCAAAUCAUGUUAUUAUAGAUUCCUCACCAAGGGACAACAGUGGAUUUGGCUUCAGACUCAUUAUUAUAUCACUUAUCAUCAGUGGAAUUCUAGGCCAGAAUUUAUUGUUUGUACUCACACCGUAGUAAGUUAUGCAGAAGUUAGGGCUGAAAGACGACGAGAACUUGGCAUUGAAGAGUCUCUUCCUGAGACAGCUGCUGACAAAAGCCAAGAUUCUGGGUCUGAUAAUCGUAUAAACACAGUCAGUCUCAAAGAAGCCUUGGAAAGGUUUGAUCACAGCCCAACUCCUUCUGCUUCCUCCCGGAGUUCAAGAAAAUCAUCUCACACAGCAGUCUCAGACCCUUCCUCAACACCAACAAAGAUCCCAACAGAUACUAGCACUCCUCCCAGACCGCAUUUACCAGCUCAUGAAAAGAUGGCACCAAGGAGGUCAUCAUUUAGUAGUCAGUCCAUAAAUUCCCAGUCUGUUGGUCAGUCAUUAACACAACCAGUGAUGUCUCAAGCUGCAAAUUUACCAAUUCCACAAGGCAUGUCCCAGUUUCAGUUUUCAGCUCAGUUAGGAGCCAUGCAGCAUCUAAAAGACCAGUUAGAGCAACGGACACGGAUGAUAGAGGCAAACAUUCAUCGGCAACAAGAAGAACUAAGAAAAAUUCAAGAACAACUUCAAAUGGUCCAUGGUCAAGGGCUGCAGAUGUUUUUACAGCAGUCAACCCCUGGUUUGAAUUUUGGUUCUGUUCAACUUUCUUCUGGAAAUUCAUCUAACAUCCAGCAACUUGCACCUAUAAGUAUGCAGGGCCAGGUCGUUCAAACCAACCAAAUUCAGAGUGGAAUGAAUACUGGACACAUUGGCACAACUCAGCAUAUGAUACAACAGCAGACUUUACAAAGUACAUCAAGUCAGCAGAGUCAACAAAAUGUACUGAGUGGGCACAGUCAACAAACCUCGCUUCCUAGUCAGACACAGAGCACACUCACCACUCCACUCUAUAACACUAUGGUGAUCUCACAGCCGGCAGCCGGAAGCAUGGUCCAGAUUCCAUCUAGCAUGCCACAGAACAGUACCCAGAGCACUGCUGUAACUACAUUCACUCAGGACAGACAGAUCAGAUUUUCUCAAGGUCAGCAGCUUGUGACCAAAUUAGUAACUGCUCCUGUAGCUUGUGGGGCGGUCAUGGUACCCAGCACAAUGCUCAUGGGGCAGGUGGUGACUGCCUACCCUACGUUUGCUACCCAGCAGCAGCAGCCACAGGCACUGCCAGCCACACAGCAGCAGAACUCCCAGGAACAGCCGCUUGCUUCAGUUCAGCAACCUUCUCAGGCUCCGCUGACCCAACCACCACAGCAGUUUUUACAGACUUCAAGGUUGCUCCACGGGAAUCCUUCGACUCAGCUUAUCCUCUCUGCUGCAUUUCCACUACAACAGAGCACUUUCCCUCAGUCACAUCACCAGCAGCACCAGUCUCAGCAACAGCAGCAACUGAAUCGGCACAGGACUGACAGUUUGACCGAUCCUUCCAAGGUUCAACCACAGUAGCACACAUCCCUCCUCUCUGAUCUCAGGAGGAAGGGGUUGUCCCUAAGAGUUGCUCAGAUGAUCUGAGACUAGGAGGAGAAGGUCCAGCAGUUUCACAAGAUGCAGUAUUGAGUGUUCUAGUUUCUGGAAUUAGUUAGCAGGGAAAGUGCUGCCUAGUGCUACAGAUGUACAUUAAAUACCAGCCAGCAGGAGAUGAUCAUGGGGCCAUAGCCAAUUCUGACAGUGUUUUACUCACCCAGCUAUUUUUCAAAUGGAAAGAUAGAUUGCCAAAUGUUAAGCUCAGCUAUGAAACAUGACCUCCGGUCAAUCAGAAAGGCACUAACGAUGUUAGUAACUUUUAGUGGUUCUGUGCCUGUUUUCAAGUGUUACAGAGGACACGCCACUGUCAUGUCAGGGGUUUGCGUACAACGAUGCCAUGAAGACAGUUCGGUAGACCCAGUAGACCCCUUCCCCAUCCCCUCUCCCUUUUCAGAUAAUGAUUGAAUAGUAAUUUCAGAAUGUCGUGUGGUUCAAAUGCUCUAUGUACAGAUACUGUAAAAAUACUAUGUAUAUGUCUGGAUAAAAGGAGAGAAAGCAAAACAUUUUGUAAGCUGCAUGAAAGCAUUAUCUCCUCUUAAGUAUGAGUAUAUUUCCUUAGAUUCUGACGCCAUGUGCAAACUAGUACAUCCUCUGUUUCCCCUCUUGUUUACAACACGGUAGUGUUCUCACUUUUCCGGGGCACAAGGCUUUUUGUUCAUACUUUGGCUGUGAUGUCACAGUUUGUUCAGUGAGGUAUGAUGUGCUGCUGGGAAUGGAUAUUUUUUUCCAGGUUAAAUUAUUGAGACAACAGGAUUUUCAAGUUACUCAAAUAUCCUUUAUUUCAUUAUUUUUCAUUUAUGUUUGAAAAUAGGAUUUGCACUGCUUUAUUUUAGAUGGUUGGAAGUUUUGGUCACAUAUUUUGAUAUAUAGUUCAUAGUUGGAAAUAGUUGUGUAAACGGUUUUCAAUAAGCCUGAAAGUAAUUUCAAGAAUGUUUCAGUUAUAGGAGUAAAAUUUGCACACAAAAGAUUUUAGGCACUUUUUAACAUUCUCACUGGUGGGAAUUUUAACUUUUAGGAUUUGUUGGAAUCUUUUUAUUAUCCUUCACAAUUUCAAUGCUUCUUUUAGUCAGAAAUGAUUCAGGGUUAUUUGAGGGGAAAAAAAAACCCAUAGUGCCUUGAUUUUGAUUCAGGUGAUAACUCACCAUCUUGAAUUCAUUGUCUGGUUUCAGUAGCAGUUUUGAAACCUUAGUACAUUUUUAACAGCAUGUGGGUGUCAGUGCCAUUAUGAUUCUCCUAAGUUUCCACGAAGACUGCUUUGAGUCUCUUGGACUGGAGGUACAAGUAACUUAGAAAUAAAUACAAGGUGACAUCCUGACACUAUCAGAGUCAUUGAUGUGAUCACAAAAUUGUUUUCUAAAUCAGCAUCUUCCUUUAAAGCUGAACAGUUAAGAAUUACUGUAAAUGUUUUCUAUAUAUGAUCUUGAUAUUCCUACAAAGAAAAAAGAAGGGGUAAGAAUUGGCUUUGCCUUUACUAUAACACUAGAAUAUUGUAACUCACAUGCUUUCUAAACGUGAACUAAGAUUUCAUUUGGCAAUAUUAGAUUCUAAAGGUAAUAAAUUCCAACAGAAAUUACAUACAUAAAAAAACCAUCUUAGAGCUUUUAUGGUACUAAUAAUUAAAUUGACAACCACAGAGCAAAGGAAAAUUAAUGGGAAUACCUUAUUAAAAUAUCAAAAAUUAUUACUGAAGGGAGGAUAGCAAGCUGUAAUUAACUCAAAAUUGACCUUAAAAGGAAAUGUGUAACAGAACUGAAAAAGGUUUUGAGCAAUGAAAAUAUUGUACUAUAGAAUUGCUCGACAAAGGAGUCAGAGGAAUUUCUAAGACCGUUCUUAUGACUUUUCUGUCCUUCACUUUGCUAUCAUCCCAAAAGGAUAGACUUUGUCUUUCUCCAGACAACUCUACCUGGCCACACAUCUAUUAGAGAGUUCAUAUUGAAGAAGAAAAUAACCAAAGAAAGUUGGUACCUAGCCUUCUACAAAAGAAGUGUCACUGGAUACCAAUCAAUAAUGAACAUAUCAAGAAGCUCCUCUUCUAGCUAAAUGAUCUGGAUGAAGAGAUUUCUGACUUCCUCAUGAAUGUCAAGAAUAGCUGUCAGAAUAUGUAUGUAACUUGAGCGUAGGUACACAUAGAUGAAAUUGAUGUAGAAUAUGGCAACAGUAUUAGUUUUCUCCCCUUUCAGAUUGCCUUUCUCAACCUUGCCAUGCCAUUCCAUAUACCUGAGUUGUGCCUCAUUUAUUUAUUGGCAAUAUUUAGUGGUAUGGAUAACAAAAGAUAUGAAGAACUAUAAUUUAUUAAGAUUUAUCCUCUAAAUACCGUACUUAAAGGGAAAGAUGGUGAAUGGUGAGUACUGUGUACUUAGGUCUUCAAAGGCAAAGCAGAAGGCAAGCCACAAGGUAAAUCUGUAGACUGUUCACAUUCUCCUCUACCAGUCCCUUCAAGUAUUUUCCAUCCUCAUAGAUAUUUGGGAAGGAAAAUUAGACAAAAUGAUGUUUUGUAAUUCCUGUUGUUCCUCACAGCCCAUUUUUGCCCUGCUUAGAAUUGAUAGAAUUAAAGGGACAGCUAGCUGCGUUCCCUUGGCUGUCAAUAUGAAGUGUUGUCGAAGAGCUAGUAAGCGCCAACUGCCUCAGCUCCUCUGUGUCCCGUCCCCCCCAGCCCCCGGUUUUUCUUGAACUUGGGUUGCAGAGCUGCCCCUGCCCCUCCCCCAUAAUUGAGACUUGAGCAUUCUGACGAAGAUUGGGCAGUUGCCUGUUCUUCGUUCCUGUAGCCAAAGUUGUUCAUUAAAAUCCCAAAUCUACGUAAUGAAAAAAUACCAAAUAGAGACACCUUUCAGCUACUUAAAAGUCACCAUCUUCCCUCCGCUGUACUCUCACAGCGAUUCAUUUUUUCUUACAAAACAUUUUAUUCUGGGUGGCACUUUUUAAGUGACAAACUAUUGAAGAUCUGGAAAAACGUGAGCUGCUGUGCAGUCGCCCUGCUCUGCACUGUGGUGGCCCCCGGUGCCAGUGCUGUUAAACCCUUCAGGCGAGGCUGCGGGGGUCAGUCCCAUUGCUGCUAAGAGUGGUGUCAGCCCAGAACCCAGACGCUCAAAAGUACUCUGAUUUUUGAGUUGGAAUAUAUUGGAGAAAAAGCAAAUAUGAGGGAUGGGGAUGGCAAUAGGUAAAUACUACUAUUCAGUCUCCAAACUCUGUCCUUAGCUGAGGGGGUAAUUCGAGUCCCAUGCUCCGCUUUGUUACUUACAUCUGGUUUAGGAAUGUACUAGUAAUAAAAGAUGCCAGUGACUUUGAAUAGGUGGUUACAGAAUACUUAGUGCAGAAGAGUGAAAAUGUUAUUUGCAUUCUUCAGAAGUGCUAAGAGUCUUUGGUCAUUGCCUUAAAGCGGUCUGCUUGCAGUUAGUUAAGGGCACUGAAGCAGUGCAGCUCCAUGCAGGGCAUUGCAGUGAAGGGAGAUGAACCUUUGUUCAAGAGGCCUUAGAAAGGGGCCCCUCGAAAUAGUACUCUUUCUCCGGCUCCACAGUGGUGAAAAUUGUUUUCAGCUGGAUAUUAUUCAACUUGAUUUCUAAUGUUUCCACUACAGUGAGGUAAACCUUUUCCUUUUUUUAAAGUGGAAUGCAAAUAGCAUUUUACUUUGGUAUUGCUCGUUUCUCCUUUUUUUCUUUUUCUCUAUUUCUUUGGUGAUUGAGUUUGUUGAUGAUGGACAUUUGUGGGAAACUCAUUCAAGUCUAUAACCAACCUUUCCAAUAUCUGUGAUCCUAUUCCUAGUCCCUUGGGAGUCAGUGUUGGAAGGUAUAAACACUGGAUAUUACUAUUGCUGAGUGAGUCUAGCCAGGAGUGAGCAGAUUGGAAUUUUCAAAUGGUGGAAAAGGAACAGCACAAAGGCACUUGCCAUUUUAAUUAGCGAUUGGAGAGAGAGACCCUUUUAAGUUUGUUUGGGUUGGGUGAGCAUUCCUCUAAAAGGAGCUUCUGAAAUAAAUGCAAAGGAAAAGAGUCGACUAUUUUUAUAGCAUAUUUAAUAUAUUUGUAUAUAACUAUGAAUAUGGUAGGAACCCUCCACAUGCCUCCACUUUUCUAAUUUACUCCCCCUUUUGCCAUAGCACUAGUAUAGCCUCAUCCGCAUGGGUAACGUGCCUAUCGUCAGCCUACCAAAAGAUAGCGCUGCUGCUUUCUGAGACAGGUGAGACCACCCAACUCUCAUGCCUGGGGAUCCUUUCUGUAGGAAUAGCACACACUUCGAAAACAACAUAACCACAGUCUGAAAGCAUCAUUUUGAAAUGUAACAAGCACUUUAUUGCAACUCUUCAUUUUGAUAAAGUUUAUUAUCUUAAGCAUUACCAUUUCUAAAGGAUCCCCAAAUCAUCACUUAGGUGAAAUUUUAAAAUGAUACAUUUCUGAGAAAUGUUUAGAUCCAGUGAACCGUAGCAGGUUUCUGGGAGUGAUUUCAAGGUAGCCAAAUGAACUUUGACUUUGGUUCUGAAUGUGGCGGAGUCAGGAGAUUGUAGAUGGCUAGUUCCGUUUCGACACUAUUGUAAACCUGUCUUGCCUAGCGUGUGGACACCAAAAGAGACCAAUGAGCCUGUUUAUUUUCAGAGGCCUAGGACAGUUGCAUCAGUGUGAAUAGAUGUAUAGAACUAACCUAAAAGUGACUGGUAGUAAUAUUUUAGAAUAUGAUAAUUUCAAGAAUUCUUCUGGGUGUUUUAAAUGUGCUCUGAAAUGUUGGCAUGUCAUUUCAGCGUUUCCAUUUGAACUGCUCUUAUAAUCUCUUUUGCACAAAAAGGACUGAGAAAAAGACAACUUCAGUUGAAGAAAAGUAUAAUUUGGUCUUAUUUUAAAUAUGUCUCCUGUGGAAACACAGGGGAUGAAUUUUGUUGGUAUAGUUAGUUAUUAAUUCAGGAUAUUUAACACAGUAUUGAACAGCUCACAAGAAAUUCAGCAAAUGUGGACAUUUAAAAAUUAAAACUUUGUUUCCAUGUGACUGUUUUGCAUAUUUUCCCCCUUGUCAUAAUUUAACACUACAUUCCUUGUUUUUCUUAAAUAAAAUAAUACUUUGCAGGUUCUGCUUUGAGUAUUUAACAAUAUUUUUGUAAGCUGCCUGGGUCUUCCUAGGGAAACGUUUAGUGAAGUAGGAUAUAGUUUAUGAAGAGACUGUUGAAGUGGAAUCCCAUCACCACCACCAGCAAACACUGAGGUGCUGCAUUCAGUGACAAUCAAAAUAGUGAGUAUUUAUGGAAGAAUUUAGAACGUGAUUUUAAAGAGGCAGUUGCUUUGAAAGCAGUUCUCUGGGUUUGUUGAAUGAAAAUGGCUAAAUGUAUUUAUUUAUAUUUUUAAAUAUCUGUGUUGUUUUCUCAUCAGAGUGAUUUCACAGUGUCAUGUAUUUAAUUUGUGGUUUGUUUUGUUCUGCUUCGUAAUCUUCUACUUAAAAGAACUGGCUCCUCUAUCUGGGGGCGCAGUCUCCAGCCCUCACCAGGACGGUCCCUGGGCCAAUCCAAAUCUGUUUUACUUCAGGACGGCAGUGGAGGGCCCAAAGCAGGAUGCCCUGGCACUUCCCUCCUGUUCUCAACUCAUUUAAGAAAAAAAUAAAGGUAACUCCUUCCAAAUCUGCUUUGUAUAGCUCCAACCUUUUUUCUAGUUUCACUUGCUGCCUUUUCUAUUUUGUGGGUACUUUUUAUAGGAUUACUUCCCCAAUGCAGCCAAAGGCCAGUAGGACAGAACCAGUGGCACACAUUGCCUCUGUUCUGCCCAUUUGGGGAAAUGUUAGUAAGAAGAUCGGCAUCUUCGAACGGCUGUCACUAUCAUAUCCAUAGUAAAACCCAUUUCAAGUCCUUAAAUACAGGUGGAACAAUGUAUGUGCACUGUACUCUCCUACAAAAACUGUUUGCUGUCUUUGGGGUACUGUUGCUUGGCUCUACAAAAACAAAGCCUUCAUACACAGUACUAGCCACUCAAGUAGUGUUGGGACAUUUGAAGCCUACAAGUUGGAGGAUACUUCUUAGCUAGUAUACAUCGGAACAGAAUUCUCCAUUCUAGGGCUCUCCGAGGAGCUCUUGAGUCCCACAGGCCUCCAGCGGCGUGUACCAUCUAGCUUUCGGGACCCCUCAGAGAAUGAUAACCAAAGCACGUCAGCCACAAGUUGGAUUUAAUGAUGCAGAACAUGUUUAACUCUGAGGCUUAAAAUGAAAAUGUGUUUCAAAUGUAUGCUUUCAUUUCUGAGGAAACAAACUGUGACAUCGCUUAAAAAAUGACAUUCAAAUGUUUUAUGUGUGUUUUGAGUUAUUCUGUACUGGUGCAAAUUCACUGCUGGCAAUGGUUGUGCCAGUACUAAAGAGUUAGUAGAGAAAGCUCUAUUAUCCUUAGAUUGAUGUAUUAUGUACCUAGACAAUCAUCAAGCAAAACAAAGUUGGCCAGGAAAUGUCCCCCCCCCCCCCCCCGUGUCAGCUAGAACAGCUGUAACUUUAGACCAUUCUAGAAUUAUUUUGGAAUCUGUUUUACUAUGGCGUAAGUUGGGGAAGGGCCUCAGUAUGGCACUUGCACAUUUACUCUCUGUAGAGAUGGAAGCCCAAAGAUGAGUCACAUUCAGUGCUGUGUUGAAACCAGUUAGUGCAAAAAAGUUUUAUCUUUGUAAAUUUUUAAUUGUUAACAUCAGUUAGUAGCUGUAAAAACAUACACCAAAUUCUUUCUAAUGUUCUGUGUGGUUCUUGGUUGUGCUACUCUUGACAUUGCUGUCCUUACUGCUUGGUUCUUGGUGUUAGAUAAAAAUUAGAUGUAGCCCAUUGUCUUAACUUCCAAAAAGGUAGAGCUAUAUGUACAUGGCUAACUGAUCUUAAGAAUACGUACUUUUCCUAAAGCAAACAUUGAAUUGAAAUCCAAACUGAUUUAUAAAAACGAGAUGGACAUCUUGUAGGUAUUGUAUUCUGCCCCAAUCCUAAAUUGUACCGAAGCACGAAGGGAUAAUGAAUGGUUUCAAUGGUGCUAUCUUAGGUUCUCUGCUGAUUUUCAUGAGCUGUGUUUGGAAGUACAAUAUUACAUAAAACGUGGAUCAUUUUGUUACCAACUUAAUAUUGCCAUUUCAAUUUGGUGUUACAAUUGGUUGCACUUAUUUUUCAGCGCUGUCCUUUGAGAAGAGGUAACGUGUUUUAUUAGCCUACCUCCACUCAGGCCUCUUGGUGUAUGAUCAUUUCUCCAGGUUAUGAUGUGCAUAGUUUUCUAAAACUACAUGUACUAUUAUUAUAUUGCUCUUUCCCGUAGACUUUUGUAAUGUAUUCCGAACCUAAAAUCAUAACAAAAGAGCCAAGCAGUAGCAUCGGUUGGUUUUUUUUGUUUUGUUUUUCGUUUUUUUUUUUUUUUUUU
This is a messenger RNA of Panthera uncia (snow leopard), 14604 nucleotides long. RefSeq names its product clock circadian regulator (gene CLOCK). NCBI's taxonomy places the organism in Eukaryota, Metazoa, Chordata, Mammalia, Carnivora, Felidae. The coding region runs from base 4651 to 7185 and encodes 844 amino acids. The transcript has 22 exons. Gene Ontology annotation, molecular function: protein dimerization activity; DNA-binding transcription factor activity, RNA polymerase II-specific; E-box binding. Gene Ontology annotation, cellular component: nucleus; cytoplasm; CLOCK-BMAL transcription complex. The record is from RefSeq and is a predicted model, not a curated record. Gene Ontology annotation, biological process: circadian regulation of gene expression; regulation of transcription by RNA polymerase II.